Periophthalmus magnuspinnatus is the source of this 2011-nucleotide messenger RNA. RefSeq names its product bile salt-activated lipase-like. NCBI's taxonomy places the organism in Eukaryota, Metazoa, Chordata, Actinopteri, Gobiiformes, Gobiidae. Gene Ontology annotation, molecular function: triacylglycerol lipase activity; sterol ester esterase activity; neurexin family protein binding. Gene Ontology annotation, cellular component: cell surface; postsynaptic specialization membrane; synapse. The record is from RefSeq and is a predicted model, not a curated record. Gene Ontology annotation, biological process: presynaptic membrane assembly; neuron cell-cell adhesion; postsynaptic membrane assembly. The coding region runs from base 22 to 1689 and encodes 555 amino acids. The transcript is spliced from 12 exons.
UUCUUUCAUAUUGAGAGAAAGAUGGAGGCUCUGGCUGCAAUCCUCGUUCUCCUCUCAGUGGACCUGUUGUCAGCUGCAAAGCUGGGCGUGGUGCAGACAGAAGGGGGCGCUGUAGAGGGCCUCAGCCGCAGCACUGGACUCUUCAGCAGUGUGGACAUCUUUAAAGGAAUCCCCUUCGCUGAUAUCCCAAAAAGAUGGGAGAAACCCACACCACACCCUGGAUGGAGCGGUGUGCUGCAGGCUACAAAGUACAGAGAGCGCUGUCUUCAGGUGAAUCUGCUCCAGACCAAAACCCAGGGCUCCGAGGAUUGUCUCUAUCUCAACAUCUUUGUGCCGCAGGGACUCAAGCUCUCCAUGAACCUGCCUGUGAUGGUGUACCUUUUUGGGGGUGCCUUCCUGCUGGGGGCCUCUAAUGACGUGGAGGUCCUAGGCCAGUCACUGUAUGACGGAGUGGAGCUGGCGGACAGAGGAAACGUUAUUGUUGUCACGGUCAACUACAGAGUGGGAACGCUUGGAUUCCUCAGCAGCGGGGACCAGCGUUUGCCAGGGAACUAUGGCCUGUGGGACCAGCAUGCUGCCAUCUCCUGGGUCAAAAGAAACAUCGAGAAGUUUGGAGGAAACCCAGACAACAUGACCAUUUUUGGACAGUCAGCCGGAGCUGCCAGUGUCAGUUACCAGAUGCUGUCCCCAUACAGCAGGGGGCUCUUCCGCAGAGCCAUCUCUCAGUGUGGGGUAGCCCUGAGCCCCUGGGCCCACCAGAGGGAGCCCUUCAAACUCCUCAAGAAGAUUGCCAGUAAAGUGGGCUGCUGGAGGACAGAUGUGGACCUCAUGAUCAGCUGCCUGAAGAUGACUGACCCAGUAGGAGUCACCAUGGCGGGCAAGAUCGAUGUGCUGCUGCUGCUCGGGAGAGGUGUGGUGAUGGACCUUCUGGAGCUGGCCCCAGUGGUGGAUGGAGACUUCAUUCCGGAUGAGCCCAGCAGACUGUUCUCCAACACGGGACAGUUCGACUACAUGGCCGGGGUCAACAGCAUGGAUGGGCAUAUUUUUGCUGGAGUGGACGUGCCUUCGAUCAACAAACGUAACGCCAAUAUUACGCAGGAGCAGGUGCGUGGGGUCCUGGCCGGUCUGACCAAAGAGCGGACUGGACCGAUUGUGGAUCGGGCGCUGGAUCUGUACUCGUCCACAUGGGGCUCUCCUCCAGACCAGGCUUUGAUGAAGAAGACAGUGGCUGACAUUGAGACGGACUUCCUGUUUCUAGUGCCCACGCAGACCGCCCUCAAACUCCACGCCAAGCACAGCAGCGGUGCACGGACUUACUCGUACCUGUUCAACAUGAAGACGCGUAUCCCAGGAUUCCCGGCAUGGGUGGAGGCGGAGCAUGCUGAGGACCUGCAGUACCUGUUUGGAAAACCCUUCUCCUUUGCUCUGGCCUACUUCCCCAGACACCGUGAUCUGUCCAACUACAUGAUAAAGUACUGGACCAACUUCGCACGCACUGGUGAUCCAAACCAAGGGGAGAGCCGGGUUCCAGUCCCAUGGCCCACAUUCACCAGGACAUACCAGCCGUACCUCACCAUCAACCACCAGAUGUCCAAGUCCUCUGUCAGGUAUGACCUCAGAGCAGACUACGUAUCCUUCUGGACCUCCACCUACAGCAACCAGACCAUCGCAGAACUAAACGAAAACUAAACUAGAGCUUAAGCAGGACUUAACCAGGACUAAAGCAGGACUACACCCAGACUAAAUCAGGAAUAAACCAGGGCUGAACCUGGACUAAACCAGAACUAAAGCAGGACUACACCAGGACUAAACCAGGACCUGGGGACUACAGCAGAACUGAACCAUAAGUAAACCAGAGAUGAACCAAGAUUUAAGAUUACCAAGAUUAAAGCAGGGCUAAACCAGAUAUGACCCUGGACUAAAGCAGGACUAAACCUGAAUUAUCCCAGUACCAAAACCAGGACUUCAAACAAUCCUAUAAAUUACACCAAUAAAAGAACAAACAACUGUA